Letharia columbiana is the source of this 1338-nucleotide messenger RNA. RefSeq lists its product as uncharacterized. NCBI's taxonomy places the organism in Eukaryota, Fungi, Ascomycota, Lecanoromycetes, Lecanorales, Parmeliaceae. The transcript is spliced from 4 exons. Gene Ontology annotation, molecular function: oxidoreductase activity, acting on paired donors, with incorporation or reduction of molecular oxygen; heme binding; monooxygenase activity. The record is from RefSeq and is a predicted model, not a curated record. The coding region runs from base 1 to 1338 and encodes 445 amino acids.
AUGCUGUCCUUUGCGGAUCCUCGGGCAUUGAAGACGAUUUAUGGCCUGAAUAAGGGGCUUACGAAGUCCGAAUUCUAUCCAGUACAACAGGCUAUUUCAAACGGAGACCGACUGCCUUCUUUAUUCUCGACCACUGAUAACCAGUUCCAUGCGGAAUUGCGGCGUUGCGUGAACAGUGCCUUUUCUAUGAGCUCUCUCGUCCAAUAUGAACCAUCUGUGGACAUCGUGACGGAAAUGUUUCUGGAUCAGACGGAAGCUUUGUUCUCGUCAAAGAAUGCAAUUUGCAACUUUGCAGAGUGGUUACAGUUCCUCGCCUUCGACGUCAUAGGUCAAAUCACUUACAGCAAAAGUCAUGGCUUUGUGGAUCGUGGAGAAGACGUUGACGGCAUGGUUGGCUAUCUCGGAAAAUUGUUUUCCUACGUUGCACCGGUCGGCCAACUCCCUAUGCUAGAUCGCUUCUUUCUUAAAAAUCCGCUUUUACGCUUCCUCGACAAGCACGGAAUCAUGUCUUUCACCUUCCCUGUCGUGACUUUUGCGAAAGCCCGUAUCAAUGAGCGCCUCAGAGAGAUUGAAGCGUUGAAAGCGCACGGAAUCGACACUGUCGCCACGGUAACGGGUCGCCGAGGUGACCUGCUCUCAAUGUUCCUCAAAGCCAAAGAAGAUCGCCCUGCAUUCUUUCACGAUGGGCGCGUGCUCACCAUGGCAGUCAGCAUGGCUUUUGCCGGCUCAGAAACCACGGCGAUUUCACUUGCUGCCGUCUUUUACUAUCUCCUCAAGAACCGUCCCUGCUAUGUGAGAUUGAUGGAGGAACUGGACGAGGCCAUUCAUACCGGUAUGGUCGAAAACCGUCCCAACGGUCUGGUGUCUUGGACCGAAUCCCAAAAGCUUCCGUACCUUGAUGCUUGUAUCAAAGAGGCAUUUCGUCUCCAUCCAGCUGCAGGACUCCCUUUGGAACGUGUAGUCCCAGCAGAUGGUAUGGAAAUCUGCGGGCAGCUCAUUCCUGGUGGGACAAUUGUCGGCUGCAGUGCUUGGGUGAUACAUCGACGGCCAGAGAUAUUUGGAGAAGACGUUGAAACUUAUCGCCCAGAGAGGUGGUUGGAAGCGAACGAGGAGAGCAAGAAAUCUAUGGAAGGUUGCAUGAUCCAGUUUGGCAUGGGCGCCAGGACGUGUAUCGGAAAGAAUAUCAGUCUUCUGGAGAUCUACAAGUUGGUACCUAGUUUUCUCAGGAGGUUCGAGGUCGACUUGGCAAACCCCAACAAAGAAUGGAGAUUGCACAAUGCUUGGUUUGUCAAACAGCUGGACUUCAACACAACCUUUAGACCUCGAAGCAUGGCAUAG